AUGUCUGACAUGAGCGUACUUCAGAAGGCGUGCAAUACUCCGGCCCCGACCAAGCUUGAUCUGGUUCUCAACGGCAGUUUGAAGUCUGGAGCUAUCGAAGAGGAGUCAAUCGAAGAAUCAAGCACAGUUCAAGACGAACCCACCACAUCGCAAUCUGUGGUGAAACCGUUUCUUGCCACUCAUUUACAAGACCAAGACUACACCAACAAGCGGUUCUGUUACAGACAUAACCCCAAGGUGCGUUGCGAUAAGCGUACUGACGAGACAAAGAUGCGUGAGAUCCAGACAGAGCUCGAGAAGCUUCCCCGGCGCGAUAAGGAAGCUAUCACACACGUCUGGUCCAUUUUCAGUGCCGCGCCUACCCAACAUCGCACCCUGAUUUUGCAAGGUCUUUUAAGCCAGUGUUGCUUCCCGCAGUUGUCCUUCAUUUCUCAAGAGGUGUCUCAGCUGAUCAAGAUCGAUUUCAUAGAAACGCUGCCAAGUGAGAUAUCCCUUAAAAUUCUAUGUUAUCUUGAUUGCCAGAGUCUGUGCAAUGCGGCACAGGUGUCCACAAAGUGGAAACAGCUCGCCGACGACGACAGAGUGUGGAGAUAUAUGUGCGAGCAGCACAUCGACCGCAAGUGCCCACAAUGCGGAUGGGGGUUGCCCCUUAUGGCUGUCAAGAAGCUGCAGGAGAGCAGCAGAAGACGGAAAUUCGACGAAAUUGAGAGUGAUUCUGCCGUUGAGGGCCACCAGCCUCCUUUGAUCGAGGCCAAGCAAGAGGCCAAGCGUCCAAAGACCAACAAGAAACGGCCAUGGAAGGCUGUUUAUUCUGAGAGAUUCACAGUCGAGCGCAACUGGAGAAAGGGUUUGUACAAGAUCAAGCGGUUCGAAGGCCACAUGGAUGGUGUGCUUUGUUGUCAGUACGAUAACAACAAUUUGCUAAUGACUGGUUCUUACGACAAGACCAUCAAGAUCUGGAACGUCGAGACCGGCAAGCUGAUCCGCACGCUGACCGGACACACCAGAGGUGUGCGUACUUUGGCAUUUGACGACCAGAAGCUGAUCACUGGUGGACUGGACUCUACGAUCAAGGUUUGGAACUACCGUACCGGUCAGUGUAUUUCCACUUACACGGGCCACGAAGAAGGCGUUGUGAGUGUGGAUUUCCACGAGAAGCUGAUUGUUUCUGGCUCGGCCGACAACACGGUCAAGGUCUGGCACGUGGAGACACGGACAUGCUACACAUUGCGGGGCCAUACUGACUGGGUUACGUGUGUAAAGAUCCAUCCAAAGAGCAACACGUUGUUCAGUUCGUCUGACGAUGCCACAGUGCGGAUGUGGGACUUGAACACGAACGAGUGCAUCAAGGUGUUUGGCGGAGUGGAGAACAACGGGCAUAUUGGACAGGUUCAAUGCGUUGUUCCAUUUUCAUUAAAAGAUGCUAUAGUGACUGAUUUUGACGACAAGCUCACCGACGAAGGAGACAACUGUGGCGAGCAGCAGGAGCAGAGCGAGGAGGACCAGAAGUUCGACAACCCGGAUUAUCCAACCCAUCUUCUGACGGCCUCUUUGGAUAAUACGAUCAAAUUAUGGGACCUGAAAUCUGGAAAAUGUGUGCGUACCCAGUUCGGCCACAUCGAAGGAGUCUGGUCCAUUGCAGCAGAUACUUUCCGUAUUGUGAGUGGGGCGCAUGACAAGCUUAUCAAAGUUUGGGACUUGCAAACAGGAAAGUGUAUGCACACGUUUGCUGGCUCGAGCUCGCCUAUUAGUUGUGUUGCGCUUGGCGACUCGAGGUUUGUGUGCGGACUGGAGGACGGCGAGGUUAAAAUGUAUUGUUUCGAUGCUCAGAGCUUAUAG
Ogataea philodendri is the source of this 1839-nucleotide messenger RNA. RefSeq lists its product as uncharacterized. The coding region runs from base 1 to 1839 and encodes 612 amino acids. NCBI's taxonomy places the organism in Eukaryota, Fungi, Ascomycota, Pichiomycetes, Pichiales, Pichiaceae. The record is from RefSeq and is a predicted model, not a curated record. The transcript has a single exon. Gene Ontology annotation, molecular function: protein binding.